This is a messenger RNA of Fusarium proliferatum ET1, 2277 nucleotides long. RefSeq names its product related to transcription initiation factor tfiid 100 kDa subunit. Gene Ontology annotation, molecular function: RNA polymerase II general transcription initiation factor activity; protein binding. The transcript is spliced from 4 exons. Gene Ontology annotation, biological process: transcription initiation at RNA polymerase II promoter. Bases 1 to 2277 code for a protein of 758 amino acids. The record is from RefSeq and is a predicted model, not a curated record. Lineage: Eukaryota; Fungi; Ascomycota; Sordariomycetes; Hypocreales; Nectriaceae. Gene Ontology annotation, cellular component: transcription factor TFIID complex.
AUGUCUGGGCCAGCACAAACACCAGGCGCACCUCAAGCGCCAGGCUAUCAAGGACCUGCACCAACACCCCCAGCUCCAACACACGCAGCAGCAACCGCCGCGACAGGCCAAAGUGGCUCAUCUGGAGGCCCAAUGUCGAAUCAGAACCUCAACCAGAUUGUCACGGACUACUUGCUCAAAAGGGGGUUCAACCGAACCGAAGAGGUGUUUCGUCAGGAAUCUAAACAUCUCGGCCCCGAUGGCAAGCCUAUCUAUCAACUGGCCAACCUCGGCCCCAAAAAGUACCAACGAGCCUUUGGACUUCUACGUGAGUGGGUCGAGAACAACUUGGACAUAUACAAGUUCGAACUGUCCAAGCUGCUAUGGCCCGUCUUCGUCUAUUCUUUCCUGGAACUUGUCCAGCAUGCCUACACUGAAGAUGCUAAGGCUUUCCUCAGAGACAUCGGGCCCAACUUCCAGCCGGUACACGCGGAUGAUCUCAAGACCCUUGGUACCAUUACACUACCACAGCACAUAAACGAGAACCCCAUGACAAAGCUGUAUCGGGAAAACAAGUACCGAAUCCCCCUGAACCAACAUGCCAGCGGUGAUCUUUUUAACUUUCUGGAGCGUGAGUCUGAUCAGGGUGGUUCCGUGAUUCGCCAAGUCCUGGCAACCUACUGCCAGAUUGAUUCUACAGCUCGUGGACCUAUUACCCCCUUCAGUUUCGAAGCUGUUUACAGAAGGUCAAGGAACAUGGAGAUAGAGAGCAUAGAUACCAACGAAGGUAUCCCGGGCGUCAAUAUUGGCUUGUCGAACAAGGACGUUCUCGACCCAACUGCUCCCCUGAAGCUUGGACCACUUCCUAUGGAUGCCGACCUGCGCGACGAUGUGCGAGCUGAGCUUGAGGAAGAGGAGCGACGAAUUCCGCCCCCUCCCGGAAAAACAUCGCUAGUGGAUGAGUUCGACCAAAAAAUCAAACGUGAGGAGAGUGCAGAUGCCCCAAGCAGAGCAGAGCUACCCUUACCACCCUCAAGGCCGAGGGACAUCAUGCUAGAAAUGCAAAAGCUUCGAGAGAAUCGCGACCGAUUCAAGAUCGACGGGGCGACGGGGGGCGUGGGAGUCCCUAUCAGCGCAUGCAUGUUUACAUUCCAUAACACGCUUGGAAGUGUUGCAUGUAUGGACUUCUCCAACGAUGGACAAUUAGUGGCAGCUGGUACCACGGAAUCUUACAUUCGUGUUUGGUCGCUGGAUGGUAAAGCCUUACCCACGAUGAACGCGCACGAGAAAGAAGCCAAGUUCAACAGCCGCAAAUUGAUCGGACAUUCCGGACCCGUUUACGACGUGUCCUUCUCCGAUGCUGUUUCUGGCCCUCCGCAGAAGCUCUUUGGCGACGAAGGGAAGUCGAACCCUGCCAUGGACACGAGACCGAAGCUGCUGCUAUCUGCAUCUGCGGAUGGCCAGAUUCGUCUGUGGUCACUAGAGUCUUGGAGUUGCCUGUGUCUUUACAAGUCCCACGAUGGACCAGCUUUCAGGACACUCUGGGGUCCCCAUGGACACUAUUUUAUCAGUGGAGGAUACGACAAAGCUGUUCGACUGUGGAUGCAAGAUCAUGCUUCCCCUCAACGAUUGUUGGUUGGGCAUGACACGUCCAUCUCAGCACUUGCAUGGCACCCUAAUGGCCUCUAUGUCUUCUCCGCCUCUGACGAGACUGACAAGUCGAUCCGUAUGUGGUCUGUCGUAACUGGCGGUUGUGUCCGCGUGUUCACAGGCCACAACGAAUAUAUCACCGCCUUGGAAUGCGCGCCAAAUGGUAAGAUCCUAGCAAGUGCCGAUUGUGCAGGUAACAUCUUCUUUUGGGACCUUGCGAAGGGAACACGCAUCAAGCGGUCACGUGGCCACGGUAAGGGCGGAAUUUGGUCACUCAGCUUCAGCGUUGAAUCCAACGUGCUUGCUUCUGGUGGUCAAGAUGGCACAGUCCGACUCUGGGAUGUCGAGCUGCCUUCUGAUCCCCAAAAGGCGAGCCAGCAACAGACAGGCCUCGAUACGACAGCAACAGGGGCUGAUGGCACAAGCGCAGGAGGCACUGCUGGUGAAGCUUCUCGCGUGACAGCCGGAACUUCAGGACCAGCGGGUACCAGCGGCACCACCGGAACUCAUAAGAAAAAGAAUAAGGAGGUGAUGAUCACUCCCGAUCAGAUCAGCGCGUUCCCGACGAAGAAGACACCAGUGAUGAAGGUCAAGUUUACACGGAUGAACUUGGUAAUUGUAGGCGGCUGUUACGACCCCGAACGUUAG